UAUGAGGGUGUCGUGUGAAGCUGGAGUAUUGAUCAUACUUGCUACACAGCUUUGCACUACUCUAAACCACUGAAUCACUUAACCUUUCUUUCGAAUUUACGAAUUGAACAUCAUGCCUCGCAACGGAGACGGAUCUAGCGACAAUGGCCCCAUUGAGGGUCACGAGCUGCUUCAUGGAGCUUCUGGUGAUAAAACACUCCAACACACCAAGCACGUAGCACCCAUGCCCGAAGUCGAAGCAGGAGACGCCCUCCCCGGAAUGGGUGCCGGCGGCGCCGCAGCCCCCAUCGCAGACAACGCCGAAGAAUUCGGCGUCAACGAGCCCAAAAAGGACCCUCUCGACGACGAAGAAGACGACGCGGCCCAAGACCCACUCCCACCCAAGAAAGACACAUCCUCGAAGAAGCGCACAGAACCGCACCACGGCGCCACCUCGCCCGAGCGCUCGCAGCUAGACCAGAAGUUUACAAAGCUAGACAAAGACGAAGUCAACAUCUCGACCUCGUCGAGCAAAGGACAGGAGAUGGAUGCGCGGGCGCAGCGCGUCGCGGAUGCUGUGGGUAAGAGUAAGGGGGCGGGCGAUGAGGUUGUGAAGAAGAAUGGUGGACAUGCUGAUGUUGAGGAGUUGCAUGGUGCGACAAGUUUGGAGAGUGGGGAUAGGAGUAAGGAUGGGAAGAGUGGUGGGGCGAAGAAGGGUGGCCAGGAUGAGAAGAGCGGAAGUGGAAGUGGGAAGGGGGGUAAGGGUGAUGCUGAGGGUGUUGAAGCGCAUUUGGGGGAUAAGGUGCAGAGAGAGCAGGCUAAGAAGUUUGGUGUUAACCUUGAUGAUUAGACUGGAUAGUUGGGAUGUCGGGAUGUAGGUAAUAAAUACCAAAUCAGGUUGUAUGUAUUCUUUGUGCGGGGUUGUGAUG
This is a messenger RNA of Alternaria rosae, 908 nucleotides long. RefSeq lists its product as uncharacterized. The record is from RefSeq and is a predicted model, not a curated record. NCBI's taxonomy places the organism in Eukaryota, Fungi, Ascomycota, Dothideomycetes, Pleosporales, Pleosporaceae. The transcript is spliced from 3 exons. Bases 113 to 829 code for a protein of 238 amino acids.